Molecule: messenger RNA, 10751 nt
Organism: Bursaphelenchus xylophilus (pine wood nematode)
Lineage: Eukaryota; Metazoa; Nematoda; Chromadorea; Rhabditida; Aphelenchoididae
Source: the annotation of a GenBank genome assembly
AUGGGCUGGUCACAGAAACCGGCCAAAGUUCGACGCAACUCCCUGCCCUACGCCAACACCGUAAGCCGCCCGAUUUCGGCGCGAUUCGCGGACGAACUUCGACCAAUCGCCGAGGGCCAUCGACAGACCGCGCAUUCCACAAAUUCGGUCAAUCUUUGCGCUUCGAAUGGGAUGAGAAGUGCGGUUUCUGGGGGCUCCAUAACUUUCUCACCGGUUCGGCCAAAUAAUCAGCUGAGGUGAGUUGAGUGUAAAAUACGUCCCUCUUUCUUCUGUUCUUGAUAGUUGAUUGAUUUGCAGUGAAAUUUGUCAACUAAUAUUCACAUUUUUCAGCUCAAACUUUACUAGUUGCCAUUAACAUUAAUAAAUUUCAACAGAAUCUGAGCCUUUUCUGCCAAAAAUCACUGCUUUCUGACCUCUAACCCAUAAAAGUUUCACGUAAAUCCGGCCGAACGUCGAGUGUUCAAUCAUUUCGUGCCGCCGGUUGACAUGACAAUUACAAGGACAGGGCAUCAAAAAUCUCGCUUGUUAGACAUUGUCACCCCCCUCCGCUCUUCCUCGGGGCCGGUGUGUUUAUCCGCGGCGGGGAUCGCAGACUUUGGGGAGAGCGGCCCGCGAUCCGGAGAUCACCGGGCCGCCCCGAUCAAACGCGCCGUGCCGAGUGUUAAAUUCCACGGGCGGGAUUCCUCGCAUUCCUCGCCGCCUCGAGGCCACCUCCAAUAAAACGCCGGAGGGGGAUUCGCUGUCGGGGCCGGAAUCGCAUUCCAUUCGAUUUUCGGCUAAAAAUAGCUGCAAACCGGCCGGAUCGAUUGCUGAUUGGGACGGAAAUAGGUCGGAGCACCCGCUGCACUACUGUUUAUGUUAUGAAAUACUUUUUGGCCGGCUAAAUGAGUUAAUUAUUGCGCAACGAACCGAAAAUUGUUUACUUUUCGGAAGAAUUUGAGCUUAUUUUGUGGCUCAUAUUUCGGCUAGUUAAAACGCUGACUCAACUUCUUUAUAAUGCCAUAUGAAAGCCAAUGACCUAUACUACGCAUUGCCAGAAGCGUUUAUGUUGAUCUAUCUAUUACUGCUAGUAAUCAACCAAACUUUGUUUACCUAAUUUAUUGCCUAUAUUCCCUAAAAUCAUAACUAAACCUACUUGAUGUGGCUACAGUAACCCUUCAAACCGCCAACUCAUUAUUCCAAUACAAUGACCGUACUCUCCAGAAGUUUGUCAACGAUUACCAACGGCUCCAAUCGCAAUAAACCCUACCAAAAUCACUUCAGCGACUCUGGGUUCGGCUCAACUUUGAGCGCCGAAAGUAGUUGCUCCUAUCUUCCGCCUCCACCGCCUUACCGGCCAAGACUUGGCACCUCUGGCUCGGACUCGCAUGAUGCUCAAGCCUCGACCAGUCCGCCGAAAUGCAUCAAUUUUUCGGCGGGUGCAAUUCGCAUUGGAAGUGGACCAAUUCCCGCCGAGUUGCUGCAAAUUGAAGAGAACGUUGAGCUGAAUCAAGGCGGCCAUCGGAUUCAUCGAUCGUUGUCGGACUCAAAGUAUGGUUUGCUGGAAGUUCGAGGCCCGAAAUUAAGUGUCGGCACGGUGCCGAGUGCCCACAGCUCACCGAGAGAGUCGAAUCAAGCCUUGACGGAGAGCAAUUUGGGCCUGCAGGAGCCGGUGAUCAACUUGAAUAAGGAAAGAGGGUCAAGUUGGGCUCAUUCUCGGAUCAGCCCGGUAUGUUUUGGUGCUAUAUUACUUCAAUUGGGCUAGAUGGACCAUUAAAAAUCAAAAAAUCCCGAAUUUCAGCUGAAAAAUAAUCUUGUGACAGAAUGCCAAAAACCCCGCGAAGUUUAAAUUUUAAGCCUUAAAAGUGUUGAAAGAGACUUCUUACGGCCUUAGGACACAUUCUUAUUACUCUAAAAUGGUUUUUCAAGCCAUUUUUCAGCUUGAUGCAGAAUGCCAAAAACCCCGCAAAAUUUAAAAUUUAACGAUAAAAAUUUUGAAGAUGACCACUUAACGGUCUUAGAGCACCUCCUUACUACUCUAAACCGAUCUUCAAACCAUUUUUCAGCCCAAGACGGAAUGCCAAAAAUCCCGCCAAAUUUGAAAUUCAAAAAUUCCAAACUUUCAAAAACAACUAAAAAUAGGUCCAAGAGGUCUUCAAAAUGAUAUCCUCGAGACCUUCGCGUUACCAGGCCUUGUAUACAUAUAAAUGGGGCAGCGUGAUUUAUGGGGUUCGGCGGCGGGGCUGAAAAAUGCCUCCGGGAAAUUUAUGCACGACCUGGAACAACUGGCUGCAUAUUUAGGGAGUGCGGGUAAUUAGGGGCAGUUGGGACAAAAAAUGACAUUUCUGUAGGAAUGGUAGGGUGGAUUUUUUGAGAUUUUUAAAAAUUUUUGGGGGGUUUUUGAGGCUUUGAAUGAUUUUAUAUGGUUUUUUGACGAAAAAAUGAUAAACUAAAAAACUAAAAAUUUUUUGACAGAAAAAGCCUAUUAGAAAUAUUUGGAGUGGUAGGGCAUAACGGUAAGCAUAAAAAUUCGUCUUAGAAGAUAAAAAAUUUUGUAAAAAUUACAGUUUUUUUUUUGAUUUUUUUUUUUAUUUCUACGCGGUUUUUUUAAUAAAAACUUAUUCAGCUAGUAGCGAUCCACGUAUUUUACAAUCAAUAUUCUAUUUCGAACUUAAUUAUCCCUUAAUUUCUAGAUUCAAAACAAAAUUUUAUAUUUUUCUCCCCUAAAAAAUGAGCUCAAACAAUUUUAAAAAUCGUAUUUUACAAUCAAAAUUUCCUCUCCCCUCUCCAAACCCACUCCAAUUUCCCAUGCAAUGCGCGAAAACCCGGCGGGCAUUUGGCUUUUUCCGAGACCGGAAUCGAACUUCCUUCUAAUAGCCGGGAAUGAAGUGGGGCCUCCCAAAUUGCGCCCCCACGGCUAGAUUGGGGGUUCAAACGAGAAAAAAACGUUAGCCAGCGUUCCUUGUCUAACUAUUUUUGGGGGCUUUUAUGGGGCGGAAAGGCCGAUUUUCGCCCGAUCUUCGAUCAAAUCUGACAAUUUUUCUUAUUUUCCCCCGUUUUCAGAUCUUUUUCGUAAUUCUAGCUAAAAUUUUCCCUCAAAACACGCUUCUUAGAGUGUACCACACCUUGUUUUAUAUUGCAAAAUACUCCUCCAUUCUUUCACGGGGCAUUUUUCCACAAAAGCUAUCGUAUUUUAGCAAAAACAAUCCCAUUUUCGUUCGAAUUUGGCUCCAAUUUCUGUUUACCCACUAAAAAUAACUCAAAACCCGUUCAUAAAUUUCCAUUGCCCCGCGGCGAAGUGCGCAAAUUUCCGCUCCAAAUUUAUGCCCUUAAGGGGUUUUUUGAGGACACAAGAAUUUGGACUAGGCCUAUCCAUUCUUCUCGCUUCUCAUCCUUAAAAAUCGCUUCAAACCCGACGGAAAACUGAGGGGAUAUUGGGCAAUUAGUGACGCCGGAUUUUACCAAUUUUUAUUGCUUUAUAUUAGACAUUACUUUUAGAAACAAACACAAAACUUAAUCUUUUUUUUGUCUUGCACAGAGCAGAAAUUUCAGAAAUUUUUCAUUUCUUUCUGCACCGUGCAAUAUUUUUUUUCUUUUGCGCAAUGAAAAAAAGUUUUCAUUCCUCACCGCACUGCGCAGCGACCUUCUUUUUUGGUUUUGCACUGUGCAAAAAUAAAGUUUUACUUUUGCACUGUGCAAAAAAUUUUCAGUUCUCUUUGCACCGUGCAACAACUUUGUCUUUUGCACUGCGCAAAAAUUAAGUUUUCUUUUUGCACGGUGCGAAAAACGUUUUUUCUGUUGCACUAUGCAACCAAACAAGAUCUCAGUGCACUGUGCGGCCUGCAUGUUUUUUUGAAAUGAAGCUUUGACUUUGCACAGUGCAAAUUUUCAUAGCUUUCUUUUUGCACGGUGCAAAAGAAAUUUUUUUCUGUCGGACUGUGAAAAUUUUUUUAUUCAUAAAAUUUGAGUGCACUGUGCAGCUAAAAAUUUUGCACUGUGUAGAAAUGAAGCUUUGCUUUUGCACUGUGCAAAUUUUCAUUGUUUUCAUUUUGCACGGUGCGGAAAAAUGUUUUUUUUCUGUCACACUGUGCAGUCAAAAAAUUUGAAUGCACUGUGCAGCCAAAAAUUUUUCGCACUGUUCCAAAAACCUUUCCCUUGCACUCUGCGAUCAAAAAGGAUUGGCCGCACAGUGCAAUGAAAAUAUUGCAGAAAUUGCACAGUGCAAAUCCAAACUAUUUUUUUCAUUUUUACCUUAUGCCCUCCGGCAAGCUCCUCAAAUGCUCCCUUCAAAUUUCCUCCAUCUUAUCAUGUUUUCGCAGAGGCAAUAUUGAACAUGGCCUUAGGCCAUUUUCUUUGUCCAAAUUUAAAUUUGUCCACGGGGAUGAAACCAAGACUUUUUUUUCGUGGAGGGGGGAUGGGAAGGCCGAAAGGUUUUGCGAAGCCGAAGAGUUUGGAAGGGCAAAGGUUUUUGCCGGAGGGGUUUUGCGCACUCGUCUAAUUGGACAAGGGCCAGUUUCUUUUUGCGUUUUUUCGAAUUGAAAUUGGACCGUUUUUUCGUGGCGGGAACAUCGCUUUUUUUUCAGUGUGCAAAAGUUGUUGAGCAAAUUUUUUGGCUGGUGUCUUAAGUGUAUUAGUUCGGGAAAGGAAAAAAUCUAAAUACUUUUGUGGAAUAGAGUACUGUAGAAUGACGUCGUUUGUUUGUUUUUGCACAGUGCAGUCGAAUUAAGAAAGUUGGCGGAACUUCACUGUGCGAAAACAAAAAUUCGGAUCUGCACAGUGCAAGUGAACUUUUGAGGACUGCACUGUGCAACGGCGACAAAAAAAAUUUUGAUUCCGCACUGUGCAAACGCUCUCGAAGAAAAAAUGUACCGUGCAUAAGAAAACAAAAAGCUGCACUGUGCAGCAGCGACAAGGAUUAGAAGAAAAACUGAAAUCUCAAUAUUUGCCUCAGGGAUUUGUAUUUCCCUGGUCAGAGAUUGACUCAAUAUUGUGACCAGUAGCCACAUGUUUUUCCCCGAAUAAUAUCCCGAGGAAAGCCCGAAGAAGGCCUGAUCCUAACUGGAUUUCGUCGGAGCCUCUUGUUUCGGCGGGCUCAACAAAAAAUUCGGGAUGAAAACUGCGGGGAAUUAGCCCGCCCUGAGGGUAAAUUUCGGGAUUUUGUUUGGAAAAUACGUCAAAAAAAGUAAUUCAUAUUAGACUUGGUAUCAAGUUUCAAAAAAAGUUUUUUUGAGGGUAAAAUAUGUUCAGAAAUUAGAUUUGAGGCUGUUGUAAUAUACAUACGUGUAUCAUGGCCGAAUAAUUUUAGAGUCCUUCCCCGUCGAUGUCCACGGUCUCCUGUCCGGAGUACCCCGAACUGCAAGAAAAACUUCGACGAUUGGCGAUUACUCGAGAUACCUUGUGCUUACAGGUAGGCAACUGUAAUAAUUUUGCUUUCCCUUCGUCUCAAAGACAUUUUGAACUAAUUUUCUGAGUUUCUACACCAUUUUGUCAAAAAUUUUUUUUAAGUUCCCGCCAAAGUUUAAAAUCAAACAAAUCUUGGCAUUAUGUUUCAAGUACGAAAAUGGGGACUUAUCAGCUUCUUUAAGCUUACAACAUCCUAAUCUGGUGAUUGUAUGGUUUCCCAGCAGAAUUUUUUUUUGUAUUUUUAAUCUUCCCGCCAAAUUUUUAAGCCUCUGGCAUUAUGUUGCAAGCUUCUAAAACGACUAAAAAUUGCAAAAAAAAAUAGAUUUUAAGAAACAUGUUAACCAAAAAUCAUGUAUUUUUACAAAUUUCUUACUGUACUGGAUUACUGUACUUUAUUGACGACAAAUUUCAAAAAAUCUUGAAUUCAGCUUAUGAUUACGAAUUUUCUGGUAUCUGUGUUGUAAAAUCCUUUUUUAUAUUUCAGGUGGCAGUCCUAACCGACCAAGUUGGCGCACAAAGGGAACAAAUCCAAGAUUUGGAGACUAAAUUAGCCGAUAAACGAAGGAUUUAUUCGUAUGAAGUGCUCUCAAACAGUAAUGUAAGAAUUUAGCCAAAAUCAUAGAGGCCGUAUUUUACAAAUUUCAGGAGGACCCCAGCUACAAGGCGGAUUUGCACAAAGAAAUUACCGAGCUGAAAUCGCGCUUCACCGUUAUGGAAAGGGAGAAAGCUGAAGCCGAAAAGAGACUGCAGAAUAGUCAGGUGAUUUUUUUAUAAAAAACAAUUGAUCUCUGCAAAUUUUUCCAGUAAAUAAAUUUUUGAUUUAGGCCGAAAUUGAGCGUCUCACUCAUUCCAUGCAGACCUUGAUGAAUCAACACAACUUGUCGAUGAGUCGACCGGAAACGAACGAGCAAAGUAAGAUUUUAACGUUUUAAAAUACGUCGUUGCUAAUUAGCAUUGUAUGAAAAAAAAUUUGCUUUGCGCGGAAAAUUAAAAAAUUUUUUUUUGUCUUUUAAACGGAGCUCCGCGGAGCUAAUUUUUCUCUUGCACAGUGCGGAAUUUUUCAUUGCAUGGUGCAAACUUUUGUGCUCAAGAUUCUUAAAAAGUUCUGUGCAAUAAAAAAAAUUUGUCAACUGCACUGUGCAAAAUUUUCUUUCAAUUUUUUUGCACCGUGCGAAAUUUUUUUUUGCAACUUUAAACUGCACAGUGCAAGAUUUUUUUUUUGAUAUUUUUUGCACAGUGCAGAAUAAAGUUUUUUUAUUUUCUUGCGCCGUGCAAUAUUUUCCAUCUAUUUUUUUUCUGCACUGUGCAAAUUUUUUUUGAUUUCUUUGCACGGUGCAAAAAAAUCUGCUUUUUUUCUAAAAAUUUAAUUUUCAGACCAAGAAAUGGAGCAGCUCCGGAUAAUUGUCCAGCGUCUGAUGGCCGAUAAUGAGCAGAAAAAAUUGGAAAUCAACUCGCUCCGUUCCCAAUUAGGCGAACAGCGAUCUUCCUCUCGAUCCUCUCAACUGGAAAAUGGCUCAAAUUCAUCGCAACGCUUCCAAAAUCAAAACCCCUCACCCACACCGCCGAAUCGACCAAAACAUCAGCCGGUCGAUAUAAAUCAACAAAUUCGGCGGUUGCUUUUCGAUGACGUCAAGGAGAACAUGGCGCAUUCCUCGUCUUUCCCCGCCUCUCUGUGCAGUUCGGUCCAUUCAAAUGUGAAUUUUAACGCAAGUCCGAGCCAUUACAUCCAUCGAUCGCCCAUCCCUCCGUCGGCUUCGUAUUUGUCGAGUUUGAGUGCCGGAGGGCAACCGCAUCAGCAGAGUGUCAGCUGGCAGCCAGUGGCUUCGAAUUCGACAACGCCGAGGCCGAUUCAUCAGACUACGUCGUUGUUUGCGCAACCGACCAAUUCUGGGUGAGUUUUUUUUUGGAAAAGUGUUUUGCACAGUGCAAUUCGAAAAAAUGUGUUUUUGCACGGUGCGGAAACAAAUUUUGUGUUUCGCACGGUGCAAUUGGAAAUUUUUUAUUUUUUUGAUGUGGAAAAGAAAAAAAUUAUUUUUUUUUUUUUUUUUUGAAAUUCACACUGCAGAAGAAUAAAAAAACCAGCACAGUGCAGAAAUAAGAAAAACAAAAAUUUUGCACAGUGCAAAAAAAUAAGAAAAAUAAAGUUUCCGCACAGUGCAAAAAAUAAAAAAAAAAUUGCGCAGUGAAAAAAUUCUGAAUAAAAAGAUUGAAAAAUAACGCCCAUUUUUUCAGAAUAGCUCCAUCUUCCCCAACAGCUCGUCAAUUGGCCGCAGAACUGGACGAAAUCCGCCGAAUCGGUGGUGAACUUCAUUUCCAUACAAAUCAGAAUGGCCAAACCACUAGUCUGCCUCGCCCUCUUCAUUCUAAGGUGAGUUUUUGGGAACAAAUAAAAAAAAAUUUUUUUGCACGGUGCAAUUUUUAUAAAAAAAUGUAAAAACGGACUGCACUGUGCAAAAAAUCAGAAUUUUUUUUUUGCACUGUGCAAAUAAGAUUUUGAAAUUUUUUCCAAAAAUUUUUUAAAAAAAUCGUAUUUCAAAAAUUUUUUCAGUCCAUAUCCGCCCUGAAUCUUCCCCGUCCCCGGCUCUCCGCCACCAGUUCCACACACAUUGGAGGUGAGUCUGAAGCCCGCCCGACGUCGCAGGUUUUGGCCGGCGAUCCGGCGUUGAAGCGUUGGUUGAAAUUGAAUUCAGAUCCCAAACUGGCGCAGGCCAAGCGCUCUCUGUCCACGCCCAAUCUGAAUCGUGGCGCGUGCCGUGAAUUGAAUGAUUUGAGUGAGAGUUUGAGGUUGAAUUGUCCUCAGUUCACUAACAAAUUCUAAUAUUUUUUUUGUUUUUUUGAGGCUUGAAAAGUGCAGUUAUUAACAAAAAAAUAAAUUUUUUGCAUUUUUUCCUUAUUUUUGCCCUAAAAACGUAAAAAAAUCGCUGAUUUCAACUAACGGCUUUGCCUAAAAUUAGCCUUAUAUACUUUUCGACCAAGGUACAUAUCGUAUUUUACAAAUUUCAGCCGACAGCGACGACGAAAUCGGCCGUUCUCGACCCAAAACCUCCAAUAAUUUCAAACGCGGCCGAACCCGCUCAACUUUGCGAAAUCUCUUCGGCAAGUUGACCCGUUCCACCUCGCAAGAGAUCAAGUCGAAUGCAUUCCAACGAGGCCUCAAAUCCUCGGCCAGCGCGAGGAUUGUCUCGUUGGGCGCCCCCUUAACCGGAGCGAUUCCAAUUCGGCCGUUGGCCCAAAUUUUCUGCGAUUGGCCCACGGAAACGGUCUGUGAGUGGCUGGCGGAAGUUGGGCUGGGACAAUAUGCCCCAGAGGCCGAGAAACAUGUCGCAACUGGUAGAUAUUUGUUGAACAUGGGGAUGAAUGCGAUGGAGAAAGAGCUGGGAAUCAAGAGUUGUCUGCAUCGGAAGAAGCUGAGAUGUUUGUUGAAUGCGAUUGAUAGAAAUCAUGGAAAUGUCCCGGAGCCUGCCGAUAACAUGGAUACUCAUCAGGUUAGAUAUUGUUUGAAUUGCCUGAAAUUUUGAUUGUUUGCAUUGCACAGUGCAAACUAUAAAUUUUUUGUUUUGCACAGUGCAAAUUGGGGAUUUAAAAUUCUGCACAGUGCAGUCUAAAAAAGGAUUGAUUGCACUGUGUAAAAUCUAAUUUAAGAUUUUUUUUGUGCCGCAAAAGAACAAAAAAAAUGUUAUUUUUUGCACCGUGCAAAAACAAAAAAAAAAAAUGUUUUUGCACUGUGCAGAAUUGCAAAACUUUUUUAUUAAAUUUUCCAUUUUUCAGGUGAUGCUCUGGCUCGACGACAUUGGUCUACCUCAACUACGCGAUGUUUUCGCUGAAAACAUGAUCGACGGUCAGAUGUUGCUCUACCUAACAGCGCAAGACCUGGUCGAAAUGAAAGUGACCUCAGCGAUGAAUCAUGCAACUUUAGCCCGGGGAAUUCAAUUCCUUCGUUCUGUUGACUUCAAUUCCCAUCGAUUGGAGAAGACGUUCAAUUUGGAGAUCUUGCAGAAGCCUCAAGCCCCGGAAGAGGUGGAGAAAUGGGCCUAUACUUGUGUGGUGCAGUGGCUGAAGAACAUUGAUUUGUCCGAAUUUACGCCGAAUUUGAUGUUUAGUGGGGUUCAUGGAGCUCUUAUGGUAAGUUGGGGUUUUUUUUAUUUUAUGAAAAUAAAAAAACUCUGAAAAUUUAAAAAAAGCUUUUUUUUGAAAAUGUAAAAAAAAAGAUUUGGAAAAAUUUAAAAAAUCAAAAUUAAAAAAAAAAUUUGAAAAAUUUUAAAAAAUCCAAAAAUAUAUCAAAAAUUUCAAAAAAUCCCAAAAAAUCCGGUUCAAUUUCAAUACUUUUUUCCAGGUCCACGAGCCCACAUUCACUGCCGAAUCUCUGGCCGAAGUUCUUCAAAUUCCAGCGCACAAAACCCUCCUCCGAAGACACUUGACCACCCAUUAUAACCGACUUUUGGGCCAAGACAUCAUCACCAACAAGCGAGAAGUCCUCAGCCAACCUCAUGUUACUUCUUUGACUCCGAACUUGAGGAUUAGAGUAAGACUGUUUUUGAAAUUCUAAAAAAGAAAAAAAUAUUUUCAGCUGCUGAAACGUGGAUUCUCGUUGCCUCGAAAACGGGCGAAGAAUGAAGUUUUAGUAGAGCCGGAUGUGUCGGUGUGCCCGGGAACCCUUCCAAUGCAGGUAAUAGGAGUUUUAAAAUACGUCAAAUUAUAAUAGAUGUGGCGUUUAUUUUGCGUCGUGGACGAUAAAAAAUUCUCAAAAAUUCAUAAAUUAUAUGUUGCAAAACAAAUUGAAAGUUUGCGUAGUGCAAGAUUUAGCAUUUUCCGUGCAAAAAAGUUUUCAUUUUUACGCUUAUUUUCUUUUUUUCUGCAGUGUAAAAAUUCCAAAAAAAAUUUUGCACAGUGCAAAAGUACAAAAGCACAAAUCUUGUCUGGAACUGUUAACUACCGGUCCGUGAAAAAAAUCUUUUGUACUGCGUAGACCACAUAGGCCUUCAGGGCACUCAGAAACCCCAAACUUUUUAUUUCUUUUUUUCUUUGCACUGUGCAAACCGUAAAAAUCGUUUUUUUUGGCGUUUGCACAGUGAAAAAAUAAAAAAAAUUCGUUUAUAGUAAACUUAGGUCCAUACAAAUAAAUUUUGCACUGGGCAGACCACAUACGCCUUUAGGACAUUCCAAAACCUUAAUUUUUUCUAUUUUUCUUUUUGCACAAUGCAAGGCUCAAAAAAGUUAUGUUUCUGCCUAUUGUACGGUGCAAAUCUCGAAACACACCAAAAAAAUCUACAAAAUCGACAAAUAAAAAAAAAUCCUCUAAAAAAUGAAAUUUUCAGCUCAACUCCACGACCACUCUGAGCUCCUUCGUUGACCCAACAAGUAAUGUGUAA